AUGCCGAACUCGUUGACACGUCAAGCUGGUCUGAAGCUUGGCCCUAUCUUCCUCGAUACACUUGUGAAGCAUUACUUUGAAAGGAUGCGGAAGGACAAUGCAUCGAAAACAAACAUACAGCUCAGGCAGGAUGAAUUGCUUUACGAUGAGACGUUCGUUAUCGUCAAGAAAUUCCUUGACGCCUCAACCAAACAUACAGUCGAAGAACUACAGGCUUUCUCCAACACCCGCACACCCUCGCCUCCAUGGGUCCAUUCAAUUCGUCUAGUCAUCCCCAUGUCAUGUUGUGAUGAAGCAGCCACUUAUCUCAUCGAGGCCUUUGGCGGUGAAGAGGUCAUGAAGCAGACCGUCGGCGGCACUAAAUGGUGGCAGGUUCGCGGUAUCAAAGGUGUGGAUGCUGAAUGGUUAACAGCAAAGAAAGAUUGGCAAGAGGCCAAACGACGAGCCAAAGAGCAGCAGGAACCGCACAAGCAGGGACUGAAGAAGAAUAGAAGUCUGAGCAUCCGUCUCAAUGGAAAGCCUAAGGCUGCGGAACCUGUGGUACCGGAGGUGUUGGACGGUGAUAACAAUGUGGGUGGUGAGGUUCCGAGAGCGAAGAAGGAAGGAAGCCAGGAUGACGAUGAUGAGCCGAAUGGAACGUACCAACCGGAGAUGGACGAAAUGCGGUGUAUCCUGUAUUCGCAUGGAGGUGGCUACUAUUUCGGCAGCAUUGACCAGGAAAGGUACAGUAUCCAGCGUUAUGCACGAAAGAUACAUGGCCGUGUCCUCGCCGUCAACUAUCGUCUCUCGCCACAAUACCCUUUCCCCUGUGCCAUCCAAGACCUCAUAGCCGCAUAUCUUUUCCUCAUUCGUCCGCCACCGGAUGCUUCUCAUAGACCCGUCAAACCAGAACAUAUCGUCAUAGCAGGAGAUUCUGCCGGUGGCGGCCUCUCUCUUGCGCUUCUCCAGGUUCUGCGAGACUCCGGCCUACCAUUGCCAGCGGGCGCUGUGUUGAUCUCUCCUUGGUGUGAUUUCACCCAUUCAUUCCCAAGCAUAUUUACAAACACAGACACCGACGUCAUCCCAGCCACCGGCCUCUCCCUUCACAAACCCUCUGCCCUCUGGCCACCACCCUCAGAUGACCUGACUACGCACGUCCGUGACCGUCUCCACCGUGCCGUCCAUACUGUUCUCCAUCGUUCUCGCAAACCGUUCCACCCCUCCUCACCUUCCUCCGUCAAUUUUACUCAUCCAUCAGUUAUGUCCGGAGCCAUGCUCGGGCCUCCACAACAAUCGACAGAAUCGACGGGCCGUACGCUACCCACAAAGGACGGACCCAUGGACGUGGGCAGCACCGCGUCACUACCAAUGCCUAAUCGCGUGACUAGUGAAGGCCCUGGUGCCCAUCAUGAAGGCCGUAGUGGGAUGAAAGAUGAACUGAUUUGGCUAGACACAGUCGACGGGAAGAGGAUCGAGAUCACCCAACAAAUUCAGCUUUAUGCCCCGAACUCGGUGUUGAGGCAUCCGCUUGUCAGCCCGUGCUUGAGUUAUUUGGGAGGUUUGUGCCCGUUGUUCUUCAUAGCGAGCGAUAGAGAGGUGUUGAGAGACGAGGUGAUCUUCGCUGCACAUAAAGCAGCGUACCCGGAUAAAUAUCCGAUCAGGGAAGAAGUGAGGGCGAUGUAUCCCGCCCUGAAGGGUAUCGAGUCUCGAUACGGACCCUCUUCUGUACAUUUACAGGUCUACGACGAUGCAGCACACGUUCUUCCUGUCCUCUUUUCCUUCACUACUCCCGCUAAGUACUGCUACCGCGCCAUCGCGUCUUUCUGCAAGCACGUCACCAAGAUGACCCCCGCGUCAACUAUCCCCUUCCUUGACGAACCUGUGUCCGUACCCGAUCUUCACUCCGGGGAUCCGAUUCCUGUAUCAUCAUCUCCUGGGGAGCUUACGCCAGCGGAUGGAAGGAGUGUAGUUGCCGUUCCUGCGCCGGAGGGUAAUAACGGAAAGGACACGAAGCAGGCAUCGUUGGGCGUCAGUGGGGCCCAGUCAAUGGGGGCUUCGAGGUCCAGCCUCGCAUCUGCCUCGACGUCUGGUGCAGCCUUUGUAUCAGACGGUAACAAUUUCGCACUCCCGAAUUCACGAGACGACAGUCUAGAGAUUCAAGUUCGCUCGGCACCCAUAUCGAACCUUCGAGCGCCGUGGAACGGCGAACAUAUCAAACCACCCGUACCUUCUGUACCUUCGACACCACCUUCGCAGAGCCAGUCCUUCGAUUCGCCCGUGAAUUCGCUCAGCUCUCCAACGAACAUCCAGUUCAACGUGAACGGGAAAGGGAGGGUGUCCGACGACAAGAAGUCCACAUGGAGCUUGAAACGUGUUGAGUCAGCGCGGAGCUGGCAUAGCGGUCUCUCGAAAGCUGCUUCGACAAUACGGACAGGACGGAGCCUCAAGGCCUCUGGAUCUGGCUCUGCAAAGGGCGCGUCUUUAGCCCGCAACGCCACCGUGAGUGGAGGGAUUGGCGAUGGCGCUGUCGAGAAGGAAAUUGCUCCUCCUGUUCCGAAGCGAGCACUGGAGGACGCACCGCCGGAUAGGAACGAUUCGAACGACGUGGCGGGACCGAGGUUCAAUCUUUUCGGUUCUUCGAGAGAGAAGGCAAGAGAGCAGCGGAAGAGAGACAGCGAGGAAGGUUCGAAGGGUAUGGAGGACGUCAUGGCUGGGGACGCCAUAGUCUAUGAGAGUAAUUGGGGUUUCUCCCCUCCAAACAACGCCAUGAUCCGCGAACGUGUUUCUACGCAAGGCGUUAUCCGGCCCCUUGAGCCAGAGGACGAAUUACCGGCCCUUCAAGUCCCGCCAGACCUGAUCGGCGCCCUCUCCGAACGUGCUCUUCGACGCUAUGUCGAUGGCAAAGAACGGUUCGACAAGAAAUUCUCGUCGACCAUCAAGCAUAUCGCAAAGCAGAGGGAGCGGAAUCUUAAACAAGGAAGUCAAGAUGCGCAUCGCCGUAUCACGCAGUUGCAACACUAUCUGGAGAGGGAACGUGAAGCCGCAGGAGGCAGCUCACAGCCAUCUACUCCUCGACUCGAUAACUCACACGGUAAAGAUCAGGAUCAUGGGACGGGGGUAGGAGAUGGACUGUUGAAGGCAUCGGCGAGCUGGAGUCUUGCGUGGGCGCUGAAUGGGGACGAGAGACCUCCGCCAAGCUCAAUUGUGGCGAGAAGAGACACUGAGGAAGCGUUAGAAUUGGCCAGGGUCGCGGACAUGGCGGUGUUGGCUCAGGAGAGCGAGUGGAACGCAAACAACCUGUGGUCGGUUGUCUUGAACUUCUUGACGGUCGCUCCAGACAAGGACAAGGCUGGUAUCGAUCCUAAGAGUGGCGUCCACGAGAGCUUGAAGGAAUGGUCGCGGAAGAGCUCGAAGUUCGCGCCGUUUUCGAAAACGAAACCGGAUGCCGAUGUGGCGGAAAACGGGAGGGAGAAAGGAAAGGGACCUUGA
Stereum hirsutum FP-91666 SS1 is the source of this 3468-nucleotide messenger RNA. Its product is annotated as alpha/beta-hydrolase. Gene Ontology annotation, molecular function: hydrolase activity. The record is from RefSeq and is a predicted model, not a curated record. Lineage: Eukaryota; Fungi; Basidiomycota; Agaricomycetes; Russulales; Stereaceae. The transcript is spliced from 12 exons. Bases 1 to 3468 code for a protein of 1155 amino acids.